AUGGCUGGGCCUGAGCUGCAAGGGCGUGCGCUUAUUUUGACCGUCAGUGUACUGACGUCUUUGGGGUUUAUGUUGAUUGGAUUCGACAAUGGUUUGAUGGGAGGCCUGGUCAACUCGCCUUCGUUCAUUUCGACUUUUGACGCCCCUGGAUCCGACAUGAUUGGACUUAUCGUCGGUAUCUACGAAGUUGGUUGUUUCUUUGGCUCCAUUGCGUCAGCCAUGUUCGGAGAGAAGCUGGGUCGUCGUCGAACUAUUGCCAUUGGCUCGUGGAUCAUGAUCAUCGGUGCUGUCCUGCAAGCUUCUGCCUAUGGCCGACCUCAGCUCAUCGUCGGACGAAUUGUAUCCGGCGUUGGCAUGGGUAUCAUCAACUCCACGGUGCCUGUUCUUCAGGCCGAGUUCAGCCCCAAGUCAAGCCGAGGAGUUUAUGUUUGCGCUCAGCUAUCCACUCUGAACUUUGGCAUCUUCCUUGUCUACUGGAUUGACUAUGCCUUCUCCAGCCACACCGGUAGCUAUGCCUGGAGAGUCCCCGUCAUUCUUCAAUGCAUCUGCAUCAUCCCCAUACUGUUCAUCUUGACCCUCAUUCCGGAAACCCCAAGAUGGCUCGCCUCGCAUGAUCGCCCAGAUGAGUGUCUCGAAAUUCUGGCAAGAAUUCAUUCCGCUCCCACCGAUAACAUUGAGGUGCAACGUCUUCACAACACCAUCAUCCAGACAGUCGCGUAUGAGGCCUCCAUUGGCGCUGGUUCCUGGAAGGAUCUCCUGAAGAACGACCGCAUCAAAUCCCAGAAGCGACUGCUCAUCGCCUGCGCUAUUCAGAGUUUCCAGCAGCUUGGAGGAAUCAACGCCAUCAUCUACUACUCAAGCACUUUGUUCGAGCACAGCGUCGGCUUCAGCCCCAAAAUGUCCGCACUCAUGUCCGGAUUUUUGCAGACUUGGUUCUUCGUCGCAUCGUUCAUUCCCUGGUUCUUGAUCGACCGUGUGGGCAGAAGACCAUUGCUCCUGUCUAUGAUCAGUCUGAUGGCGGCAGUCAUGGCAAUCCAAGCGGGAUUGAUCUACCAAGUCCAGAACAAUACCGCAAUCGCACACGCAGCAGGUAUCGGAGCCGCAGCCAUGCUCUUCGUGUUCCAAGGAGCUUUCACCGUGGGAUUCCAGGCUACUGUCUGGGUUUAUCCAUCCGAGAUUCUCCCAUUGCGCUUGCGCCAGCGAGGUUCAUCCAUUUCCACUGCCGCAAACUGGAUCUUCAACUACAUGAUUGUUCAAAUUACGCCUAUCGCAAUUGACCGCAUUGGCUGGAAAACAUAUAUCAUUUUCGCCGUCCUCAACACCGCCUGGGUCCCGAUCAUCUUCCUCUUCUUCCCCGAAACCAAGGGUCUCGAGCUUGAGGAUGUCGAUCGCCUUUUCUCCGGUGAGAGUGUUAUUGAAAUGCUGGAUGAAAAGCCAGGUGCUGUGAUGGCAGUAGAGGACAUCCAUGGUAGUCAGCGGGUGUAAAUAGCUAUCUUAGCACGCUGCGCAUCGUUCUACUAGUUGAGAUGAACUAGUGGAUUGAUUGUAUGAUGAAGUGGC
Molecule: messenger RNA, 1560 nt
Organism: Ilyonectria robusta
Lineage: Eukaryota; Fungi; Ascomycota; Sordariomycetes; Hypocreales; Nectriaceae
Product: sugar transporter STL1
Exons: 8
Coding region: 1-1485 (494 amino acids)
Biological process (GO): transmembrane transport; carbohydrate transport
Cellular component (GO): membrane
Molecular function (GO): carbohydrate:proton symporter activity
Source: RefSeq, a predicted model, not a curated record